This is a messenger RNA of Cavia porcellus (domestic guinea pig), 1558 nucleotides long. It is a transcript of the gene Ndufaf3, whose product is annotated as NADH:ubiquinone oxidoreductase complex assembly factor 3. NCBI's taxonomy places the organism in Eukaryota, Metazoa, Chordata, Mammalia, Rodentia, Caviidae. Gene Ontology annotation, biological process: mitochondrial respiratory chain complex I assembly. Gene Ontology annotation, cellular component: mitochondrial inner membrane. The record is from RefSeq and is a predicted model, not a curated record. The coding region runs from base 736 to 1353 and encodes 205 amino acids. The transcript has 5 exons.
UUUAUUUAUCUUAUCUUUAGCAGGGCAUUAUAGAAAGUGCCUGUAAUCUCAGCAUUCUAGGAGGCUGAGACAGGAUGAUCAAAAGAUUAACUGCAGCCUGAGCAAAUUAACUUGUUUUGUUUUGCUUGAGACAGGGUCUCUGAAUAUAGUUUAGGCUGCCCUUGAAUCCACUAUGUAGCUCACAGGGAAGUAAAGACUAAAGGCUGGUGAUGUAGUUCACUGAAAGACUCUGGGUUUAAUAAAAAUCUCAUAUUCUUUGGUAGUUUCUGGUUUCUUUCCUCGUUUGAAAUACAGGGUCUUCUUUUGAGAUAGGGUCUUCUUAUGUAGUCUAGGCUGGCUUCAAUCAGCAAUCUUCCUCACUCAGCCUCUGGAGCACUGGGAUUACAGGCAUGCACCACCACACCUGGCAUGUUAUUUCUAAUAAAUACAACAAUUUGAUCAAAUUGUCCAUCUUCUUUUCAUACCUAAGGAAGUAGAAGCUUCAUAUGGUUUCCAGAAUUUACUUUUUUAGACAGGGUUUGGCUAUUAUUCAGGCUGGCUUUAAACACGUGGAGAAUCUCAGCCUCCCACCUGAGCAGGGAAUGAAUCUCAAUUCGACACCACACUUGGCUAGAAUUACCAGCCACUUAUGUUUUUACUUUAUCCUGGUGCACUGUACUUUAACCAGCGAUCAAUCCUAAAAGGCUUCUUGAUGUAGGCAACAAACCUGUUUGGGCCAGUUCAAACAAAGUGAUCAUGAGAGGAUUUGGCCAGACCUCAGUAGGCAGAGCCUGCUCUUCUACCAGUGGGAAAGUCCUUUCUUCUGUCCCAAGAGGGUUUCCAAAAUUUCCAUUUCGAUGGAAUACAAGCCCCACCCACCCUCCUAACAGACUGAACCCAAGCUGCAUCUCUGCAGACGCUGGGGGCGCUGUCGGAUGCCCGGCCCGAAGCCGUGUCGCCCUUGAAGGCCUGCGGCCGCCUUGCCGCACUCAGACAACCAUGGCCGCCUCCGUUACCCUCCGCUACUUGUCCGGGAUGCGAUUCGUGCCACGCUGUCCGCGCACCGAGCUGCUAUGGACUCCGAGGCGUUGGCACCGGCUCUCGCCGGCAGACGACGAGCUAUACCAGCGGACGCGCAUCUCUCUGUUGCGACGCGAGCUCCCGCACGCCAUGUACAUCGACAGCUACAGCAGCCGGGGCUUCACAGUCAAUGGAAACCGCGUGCUGGGGCCGUGCGCACUCCUCCCGCACUCCGUGCUGCAGUGGAAUGUGGGAUCCCACCAGGACAUCACCGAGGAGAGCUUUUCCCUCUUCUGGAUGCUGGAGCCCAGGAUAGCCCAAUGCCUGUGCCACCUUCAACUUCCUGUGUCAUGAAGGCCGAGUGACAGGAGCUGCUCUCAUCCCCCCACCUGGAGAGAUUUCACUGACUCAUCACACCCAAGCUGCAAAGUGAACAGCCAAGGACCUAUCCGAGGCCUAGGAGAGCACUGGCAGAGUGCUGGCACUCCCACUGCCGAAUAACUUCACCCCCAUUGGCAUUCUAUUGUCAUGCUUGCUAGGGUAAUAAUUUAUAUACUUA